AUGCUUCUGCCAGCAAGCAGUGGCCGACUUUUACAACAAAUUGCAGUGGAGCGAAGUAAGCUCAAGGCCGCGUUUCUCAAAUACGAAAUUGCGCAAACUCUUCCUCCAACACGGACACCUUUUUACGGCGUUUUUUUUUCCAUAUUUUCAGAAGUGGAAAACUUCUCAUUUAAAGAAUUCUAAUCCCGUGUUCAAAGUAAUUUCCGCGAAAUGCGAAAUUGUCUCUGACCCUCCAAAAUUUAGUUAUCUUUCUCUUUCUCUGACGGCUAUUUUGAAUUUCGCGGAAUCACUUUGAACACGGCAUAACCAAAACUUUUUUGCUUUGAAAAAUUUUCACGAGCGAUGAAAAUCUGUCCAAUUCCUAUGAAUGACCACCGAACGCGCUAUUGAACUUUUUUUCAAAUAAUUGCGAGUUUUACAUUGCUCACCUUUCUUGAAUUCCUACCUAACUAUAUGUGAAUUGAAUGAAGGACUGUGUUACACUGCGAAUCGGGCCAAAAAUCCGUUUUCAUCUCUAUAAAAGGAUAUUAAUGAAAAUGUUAAAUAAUCUUUGUUUAGAAAAAAACAACAGCUUUUUUUCACAAUUUUUAAGUUAUAAUAAUUUUUUUGUUUUUUUAUAUUUUUUUGAAAAAAAGCAACGGAAUGAACUCUGAAUUUAAAAAAAUUUUUCCAAAAAAACAUUUCUCAUUUAUUUUUAAUGUCGUUUUUUUAUUGUAAAAUUAAAGUGAUUACACACAAUUAUGGAAAACCUUCAACAAUUAUACUUUAACUGCACUGUUAUUUUAUUAAAAUCGUGGUUUUCCACUGUUUAAAUAAAAUUCUAAGAAACUUUUUUUCAGAUGAUUAAACUUUUUUUGAAGUUUUUUCAACUAAUAGCAGUUUGUAAAGCCAUCGAAUUGACUUUCGAAUUGCCUGAUAACGCCAACCAAUGCUUCUAUGAAGAGAUUCAAUCGGGGAUAGACUCUGUUUUAGAAUUCCAGGUUUGUUUUCAAUUUUUAUUCCAGUAAAGUUAAUUUAUUAGAUUAUUUUUCCUAUUGUUUUUUGUAUAGGUCGAAAGUAUGGAUUAGCAAUAGCAUAAGCCUUUGAUUUAUUAUGAAAAAUAUAAUUUCAGUUCUCAGCUUUUUUUGAUCGAAGAAAUUAUUUUUCAGGUUGUUACUGGCGGUCAUUAUGAUGUGGAUAUGGCUCUCGAAGAUCCCACUGGGAAAGUUUUGUACAAGGACAUUAAGAAGCAAUAUGACAGCUUCUCUUUCAAAACAGAAGUACGUGUAUUUUUUUAAUUUUGCUUCAAGUUUUACUUCUUUUUUUUUCUAGACACCUGGAACCUAUAAGGCAUGUUUCUCAAACGAGUUUUCUACGUUCUCGCAUAAGAUCGUUUAUAUGGAUUGGCAGGUGAGUCAAAAACCUAAAUUUUCUGAUUUUAUUUGGAUUAUUUCACAGAUUGGCGAUCCCAAUAAACUGAACAAAGCAGUGACAUCAGGGUCUCACGCUGUGAGUCAACUUGAAAACUACGCUGUUUCUAUUGGAGACAAACUGCGAACGGUAAAUUUGAUUUACAAAGCUUGCCAUUUUUUGGCACAUUCUGAGAUAUUCCAUGGGUAUCUGAGAAUCUUGCUGCGAAAAUCUAGCCUUGCAGUAAUAGACAUAAACUAUGAAAUAUUUUUUUCUAAAUUCUCUUUUUUUGUAUUAAUCAUUCUGUCUGAGUACAAUAUAUUUAAGUUCAGCACAGGCUUUCAACCUCGAAUAAAAGAAAAUAGUUUAAAAAUUAUUUUAAUAAAUGGAAUUUUUUAAUAGGUCGAUUUUCCGAAAAUUUUCGGCUCGAACUGGAGGUUUGUGAGCACCUUCUAAUGAAAGUUCACCUUGAUAAAUACUCUUAUGUGCUAUAAUAGCCCAUUCCGCGCCAGUUUUUCACGAUUUCCAUCUUUUUCUGAGCUACAGAACCAUUCUUUUCGAUACGGGCGAUAUUAUCUCUCCCUGUGCUUUUAAUAUAACUGAAACUUAAGUCCAAAUAAAAGCCGCAGACAGAGAAACAUGCCUCGCGCUCUGAACGGAAUUAUUCUCUAGCUCGAAGGGAAACAAAAAUCCUGAAAAGCUAGCGCGGGAUAGCCUAUAACAGAAUUAUCAGAGGCGUAAUUUGAUCUCGAAAAAAUUUUAAACGGAGAGUUCAAGGUUGAUGAUUAUCAAACGCACCACCGACUCCGCGAGGCUACGGGGCGCAAGAGAGCUGAACAACUAAACGAAAGGGUCAUGUUAUGGAGUCUCGGGCAAACCGCCGUCAUCUUGCUCAUUGCAGUUGCUCAGGUUUCAAUUUUAAACAAAGAAAGAAGUUAAUCAUAGCGUAGCAAGUCUUGUGAAACAUAUAUCAGUUGGAUUACAUCCAAUUGAUACUACGUUUCAAAGUCACCUGCUGUGGUAUGACCUCCGCUCGACUAUGAGUUGAGAAUCGAGACUCUGCGUGUUGGUAGACCUAUGUGAGAGUAGUCGGAAUCGGAAAUAAAAUUCACUAAAUCCUACAUGACGUCAUGGGAGGAGUAAAGUGGGCGUAGAAGAUCGUAGAACGAUAAAAUAAACUAUUACUUGGAGGACCACGAGAAUAUUGACGAAUCUAGACGCGUUCUUGGAAAAAGUUCGUUGACCGUUGCGCCCAACAACAAGAAUCUCUUUAGAUAUACCAUUAUUCAGCAGAACAUUUUUGAUUUCUCAGAUGUCAAAAGAAAUGAAAAACUUGUCAAAAGCUUUCCAGAAUGUAUAUGGACUCCGAGCGUGACCAUAGUCGCUCUGGAAAAAUUUUGAAGUUUUUUUGAAAAAAAAUUUCCUCAGUUUUUUGAAGGAUUCAGCAGAUUUCGAUUCCGAAUUCACACGCAAAAAGUCUCGAUUCUCAAUCAGUUGUCGAGAGGAGAUCAUACUGUAGUUAGGAUUAAAAGUUAGGAGAAACCUAUACUUUUCCUACAAAUGAACAAGUUUCUAAUCUGUCGAACUUUGAAUUAUCUAAAUGACUAAAAUUAAUUUUUAAAUUUUUCUAGUUUGGUACUGCCUGGGAAGAUUUUGAGAAACUUCUAGUGACCAUGAUACUUUUUGCAGGUUCUUCUGCUGAAGUCGUUUUUCUCCGAUAAACGUUCCCGAUAUUGA
Molecule: messenger RNA, 3126 nt
Organism: Caenorhabditis auriculariae
Lineage: Eukaryota; Metazoa; Nematoda; Chromadorea; Rhabditida; Rhabditidae
Source: the annotation of a GenBank genome assembly